GUGCCAUUCGGCAAUUGAGCUACUCGAAGUCUAAGGUAUCCACUGCGAUGUCGGUCCGAGACGAUCUCGUACAGCAAGGUGUGCGCUUCCUGCAGCACCCGAAGGUGCAAGACACGCCGCUGUCGGAGCGACUGCAGUUCUUGGAGAAGAAGGGGCUCACACCCAAGGAGAUCGCGGCGGCGCUCAAACUCAACGACGAGAAGAAUGCGGCACGCGCGGCGCAAGCCGUUGCCUCCGUUACGAGCGGCAAGAGCGGGGAGCGACUGCAAGGACGCGUGGGCGUUGUUGUGGGAGGGAAUGUCGGGUUAGGACAGCUAAUUGCCGUCAAACUGGCCAAGGAAGGCGCAAAACUCGCUAUUAUAGGAGCCAAGGGAGCAGACGCUAUAAAUUCGACCCAGACCAAGAGUGUGGAGGCUCAGAUCCGAGGGCUGGAGGGUGCAACACCCGCUAAGGUCUACGAAGGGGAGCUGCAGAGCUGGAGCUUCAUAGAUGCAACGUACGCAGCUAUCGCCAAGGAGUUCGGACGCAUUGACUUCGUAGUCAACUGCGUUCCAGCUCCAAAAGACAGUGGCGUGAAGCCUACAGCUCUAGUAGAUGUGGAUGCUGCAGCGUGGGAUGAAGCCAUGGGGGUCUCUGCCAAGGCAGUCUUUCUCAGUUGUAAGCGCGCAGUGCAGCAGAUGCUGACGCAGGACAACGGAGCUGUUCGUGGACGUAUUGUCAACAUCUCAUCGCUGUACGGAAUGGUCGCGCGCAAGGGCCACUUCACAUUUGGUGUGGGCAAAGCAGCGAUCGUUCAACUGACUCGCCAGAUCGCGGCCGAGUACGCGGCGAGCGGCAUUGUGUGCAACGCGGUGGCCCCAGGAUUUAUUGACGACUCCAUCAGCCGUGACGAUUGUCUCGCUCCAGCAUCGAAUAACCGGAUUCCAGCUGAAGAGCCUGGCAAGGCGAUGGAUGUGGCCAACGCAGUCACGUUCCUUGUAUCGGACGAUGCUCGCUACGUUCACGGCGUCAACUUGCUCGUGGACGGAGGCUACAUGGCUUGCUAGAACCAGCAUUAACCAACAAUCCACCUGUUUUGCUGUUGUUUCCCUGUAUUAUAAGACAAAGUCUAGAACUUGCCGCCUGUGAAGACGUUGAUGGCAUACGAGAAGGCAGCAAAACCAGCGCAGCCGAGACACUGUGCCUGGAUGCCCUGGCCAGCUGCCAAAGCUGCACCCGUCGCACAACCUGCCACCAGUUCAUUGCCCACGUCGUGUCGUCCACGGAUUUUCUCGGUCGCGCACUCGAGACCUGAGAACAUGGCCGAAAUGACGAGGAAGUUGUUACCCCAAUAGCGGCACUUGCCUGCUGUGACUCUCCAUGAUCCGGCCAGCUGCAACGCAGUAUCAAUGUUGAUUAGCCUCACAGCGCAUGGUUCAGGAUAGUAAUAAAAGAGCAGCCGUACCGACUCGCGCCAAGGUACUUUGGGC
Phytophthora nicotianae INRA-310 is the source of this 1469-nucleotide messenger RNA. RefSeq lists its product as hypothetical. Bases 48 to 1046 code for a protein of 332 amino acids. The transcript is spliced from 2 exons. Gene Ontology annotation, molecular function: oxidoreductase activity. Lineage: Eukaryota; Oomycota; Peronosporomycetes; Peronosporales; Peronosporaceae. The record is from RefSeq and is a predicted model, not a curated record.